GGAAAUUUGAUGAAGUGUGGGAGAUUUUAAAGGAAAUGAAGAGAAAAGACCAGUCUUUGAUUACUUCAAGAACCGUUCAAGUGGUUUUAGCCAGGUUGGCUAAGGUCUGUUCUGUUUCGCGGACAGUUGAGUCCUUUUGGAAGCUCAAGAAAUUCGUUCCCCAGUUCGAUACCCGUUGUUUCAAUGCUCUGUUGAGGUCGCUGUGUCAGGAAAAGUGCAUGUCGAGUGCUAGGAAUGUGUACCGUAACUUGAAGCGGGACUUUAAGCCUGAUUUGCAGACCUUUAUCAUACUUUUGUCAGGUUGGAAAUCAUCAGAGGAGGCUGAGGAGUUUUUCUCAGAGAUGAGGGAUCAUAAUGUGGAUCCAGAUGUCGUUUCGUACAAUUGUUUGGUUGAUGAUAAUUGCAAGGGGAGACAGGUUGACAAGGCAUUUGAGGUUGUGAAGGAAAUGAGGGAGAGGGAUAAAGAUCCGGAUGUAAUCACAUACACGAGUUUGAUUGGGGGUCUGGGGCUUGUAGGGCAACCAGAUAAGGAAAAGAAAGUUUUGACAGAGAUGCGAGAGUACGGAUGUUACCCUGAUGUUGCUGCUUAUAAUGCUGCCAUUAGAAAUUUUUGCAUUGCAAAUAGGAUUGGGGACGCGUUUAAACUGGUAGAUGAGAUGGCAAAGCAAGGUUUGGACCCUAAUGCAACUACCUAUAAUGUGUUCUUAAGAUCAUUUCAUCUGGCAAAUGAUUUGAAACGGGCAUGGAGUUUAUACCAGAAGAUGAAGGAGAACGGGUGCUUGCCAAACACGCAAUCCUGUAUGUUCUUGAUCAGAUUGACUACGAGACAUGAGACUGCAGAGAUGGCUCUCGAGUUGUGGAAUGACGUGGUUGAGAAUGGAUUUGGCUCAUAUACAUUGGUAUCUGAUGUUUUAUUUGAUUUGCUUUGUGAUUUGGGAAUGUUGAAAGAGGUAGAGACGUGUUUCUUGCAAAUGAUGGAGAUGGGACAUAAACCUAGCAAUGUUUCUUUUAAGAGGAUCAAGGUUCUUAUGAAAUUGGCCGAUAAGGGUGAAGCAAUUCAAAAGUGAUCAGAUAAGAUGGCUGCUUUUAGUUUUGCAGCUAGACACAGUGUUGAGAGUCAGACAUCCAAUUUUGAAUCCAACUUCAUGCCCUUCUAAGUAAGCUUUUUUGCAUUACCCACAAUGUGUUAGGGUGUUGUGGGCAAUUGGGCUUGUCCACUUCAAUUAUUUAAUUUUUCCCAGACUUUUUUGUUUCCUUUUGUUUAGAGAAACUUUGUCGUCCCUCAAAAAUCUUACAUUAAUACGUGCGUUGUUCUCAUGUCUCGCAUGCCCAUGAAUGUGUUCCCAAGCUUACUUGACUUUACCAAUAUUGUGCUAGCUGCAUAUUAAAGUCCCUAAAUCAAAAUGUCACAUUAAACUUCUUUUGCUUCU
Molecule: messenger RNA, 1430 nt
Organism: Cuscuta campestris
Lineage: Eukaryota; Viridiplantae; Streptophyta; Magnoliopsida; Solanales; Convolvulaceae
Source: the annotation of a GenBank genome assembly